Molecule: messenger RNA, 6881 nt
Organism: Triplophysa rosa
Lineage: Eukaryota; Metazoa; Chordata; Actinopteri; Cypriniformes; Nemacheilidae
Gene: tmem132e
Product: transmembrane protein 132E
Exons: 9
Coding region: 1027-4239 (1070 amino acids)
Source: RefSeq, a predicted model, not a curated record
CUUCCACCGCGCGCCCUGAACGGCAACGGCAACGGCAACGCACCGUCCACAGCGCGACUGCUCUUCAAACGCAAAGUUAGCUUGUGUGACAUACACAAACCUCUACUGGGAAGAAGCUCUACAAUGAAGCAGAACCUCUACUAAUUCUUGCUUAUAGUCUGGAGCGUGACACUGGAUGGUUUUGGGUUUUUCCUCAGACCUCGGAGUUUUAAUAAACGGGAGAGAUACACUUCAUACUGUGAUAUCGGUGGUAAAGGAGGUUUGUCGUGGCACUAGUUCACCGUGAGUGGUUUGUCCAGCUCGUCGGCUCAUUUUUGGAAGCAUUUCAACUCACGGACUUCAUGAAGUAAGAAAGUACUUUUCGGUGGAGUGAACGGGGGCUUUAACGUUGAUAUCCACGCAUUGCUGGGCCACGUUCCGGUCCGGUCCAACGCAGAAUUCAAGUGCACGCAUCGGGGAAGCGGAUCGCGCCCGUUUACCACAAAACACCGAUUUUAAGUGAAGCUCACUAUACUAACAAAGAAGUCCAGACUUACGAGCUGACAACACGUUAAAGGAGCACGUAAUGUUUGAAUCGUUUGCGUUCGACGCCUCUAACCACCGGCGAUGCUUUUAUAGAUUGUCAAACUAACAUUUUAGUCUUGAAUAACACACUGGCAUUGUGCUGUUGCGAUAUCAAACCUGGCGCAUCCACGGAAUUACAGUUUAAAGUAAAAUCUGGACACAGUCCAUGUCGCGUGGAUUACCGUGAGAGAGAGAUACGCGUGGGAAGCGAGACACCUGAGUCGGAUACCUAGUAACUUUUUUCUCUCUCGAAGGCUCGAGAUUUCGCCGUCUGCACGCUCCUCGACACGGUCUUUUAACUAGUUUAGUAUUCCGUAAUGGACGCGAUAUCGCCAUACAAAGUUCACCAGGCUCGCAGUCAAAGCUCUUCUCGCUGGGGAUCCGCGGCUGGACUGUAGACGUUGGUUUUGGAUCAGCGCUGCUAUUUAUCAUCGCAAACGGGAUUUAUAAACGGAAACUACAAUGUCCGUUAUUCGGUGUUGGUUGGGAACUCUGCUGCUUUAUAUAAUCAUUUCAAUUGUUGCUGGUAAAGUUUCCCCUACCAGUUCUGAUGCCCUAUUCAGCAUCCCUGUCCCCAGUGCCACCUCCAGCCCACCAGAAAUUUACCUCCCUGCCAACUUCAAGCUCUCCAACACGCAGCUGGCCUUCUUUUUACAGGAGAACCGAAUUCCAACAUACGGAGGCCCACGCGGUCACCCUCUUCAGCGGUCAGAGAGCUUUGUGGUAUUUCAGACCAAGGAGCUACCUGCUAUUAACAUCUCCCUUGGUCCCUUCACCCAAGACCAGGCGGUGUCCAAGGACUUACUGCAGCCAUCAAGUCCAUUGGAAAUUCCCGGAAGGCUGACGGUCAAUUGGAAAGUCCGGGCCUUCAUUGUACAAUCUAGGGUUUUUGCGAGCAACCCUUUGGUUCAGGUACUGUUCUACAUCGCAGGGCGAGAUUGGGAUGACUUUAAGAUUCAGGACAAGCUUCCAUGUGUGAGGUUGCAUGCUUUCAGAGAUGUUCGGGAGAUCAAGACAUCCUGCAGACUUCAGGGGAAUCUGGCGCAGUGUUUGGCCCAACUGGAGCUCCCUUCGACGUGGUUUAAUGUUAACGUAGCACCUUUGGGUCGCCGCAAGUCCUCAGGGACAGAUGGGCUUGAGUUGAGCGGAGAAACCCUUCAAGUGGAGCUGUACUAUACCCUUCAUGAUCCAGACAGCAACGAUGAGUGUGGGGAGAGUUACCCUCGUCGAGGUGGGGCGUCAAGAGGGGAGGGCUCGUCCCAACAACCGCUUCUCCGUAUUGGGAGCAUCAGUUUAUAUCAGCCAAGCCAGGAACAACUGGUGGUGGACAAACAGCUUGACAAGAACCUCUUUCUGAGGUUGCCGGAGAGUCCGUUGAAGCCUGGAGAGACCCUUAACAUCUUCCUGUUCUUGGUCCCAAAUUCAACCGUGGAGCAGUUUACACUCAAGGUGAAAGCGAAGAAGGGAGUGAACCUUCUGAGCACCAAAUCCAAGAGUAACCAGUGGAAGGUGGAAUGGGACGUGCAGUCUGGAGCCAAACACUCCAUUGCCACAGUGGAAGUCAGCAAAAUCAACGGAGAGCCCGGGGACAUGGCUGCCAGCAUCGAAAUCAUGCAGCUGGACUUUGAGAUGGAGAACUUCACCAGCCAAUCGGUCACCAGAAGAAUCAACUGGAACAUCGAUUACCGGGGUCAAACUUCAGUCUCGGAUGCGGAGAAGGUGGUGACAGAACUGACGGUCGUGCAGAAGGACAUCCAAGCCAUCAUUCCACUUUCAAUGGACACUGAGAUCAUCAACACGGCGGUUCUUACUGGCCGCACUGUGGCCAUCCCGGUCAAAGUGGUUUCCAUAGAGAUGAACGGAGCGGUCACUGACGUCUCUUCCUUCGUGCAGUGCAAGUCGUUCAACGAAGAUAUCGUCAAGGUGUCCAUGAAUUGCGACUACGUGUUUGUGAACGGGAAAGAGACGCGCGGCUCCAUGAACGCCAGGGUGAUUUUCAUCUACGAGCACCUCAGCGCUCCUCUUGAGCUUACUGUGUGGGUACCUAAACUGCCGCUUAAAGUGGAGCUGUCGGACAACAAGCUGAGCUUCAUCAAGGGCUGGAGGGUUCCCAUCCUGCCGGAUCGCAGAACGGCCCGAGACAGUGACGACGAUGAUGAUGAUGACCGCAAAGUGAGCCGUGGGUGUACGUUACAGUACCAGAGGGCCCAGGUUAAAGUUCUGACCCAGUUCCACACUACAUCUACCGAGGGCACGAACCAGAUGAUCACUAUGCUGGGUCCUGACUGGCAGGUGGAUGUAACAGAGCUGGUCCAGGACUCUCUGAAGGUAGUGGAUGCCAGAGUGGCUGAGCUGGUGGAUCGAACGGUGCUGGUGGCUAAUGAGUUGGGAUCAUCCACUCUUAAGGUUGAAUCCCCGCUUGCAGUGGAGGCGGUGCUGGGCGAAACACAGUUCUCUGUGGUAGACGAGAAAGUGUCCAUACUGGAGCUACGCGUUCAUGCCAUCUCUGGACUGGCACUUAAUCUGCAGCCAAGCCCUGGCAACAGCCAUACCAUGGUUGCCAAGGCAACUGGUCUGCAGACACUCUCCACUCCUAAGCAGGAGGCCAGUUUGUCCAUCUGGAUCUACUACAGCGACAACACCGCUGCCCCCCUGAGCAUGUAUGAUCCUAAAGACUACAACCUCAAUGCCUCCACAGCAGAUGACAAGGUGGUUAGCGUAUCCCAACAACCCCAACAGCGGUGGCCGGUCAUUGUCGCAGAAGGCGAGGGCUCGGGAGACAUAGUGCACGUGGAGAUGACCAUCUGCGAAUCCUGCCAGAAGACUAAACGCAAGAGCGUCAUCGCAUCAUCUCCGGUGUUUGUAAAAGUCCGCUUCAGAACGGACGAAGACUCUGAGGAGGACAUGGAUCCAGAGACCGAAAUAGACACCAGAAUGCCCGCCAACACGAGAAGACCUGCCAUCGACCCCAAUGCGGGCGGUGAGGGAUACGAGCCGUCCAAUGAGCAGCCGGCGAGCGUGCCCAUCGAUUACACCAACUUUCCAACCACCAGCAAUCAAGAAGAACCGACGGAAGAAAGCGACGACGAAGACGACGAAUUCGUGCACAGUCCCCGAAGCAUGACGGAUCUGGAGAUCGGCAUGUACGCUCUCCUCGGCGUGUUUUGUCUGGCCAUACUGGUGUUUCUUAUAAACUGCAUCGUGUUUGUGCUGAAGUAUCGGCACAAGCGCAUCCCCCCUGAAGGACAAGCCAACAUGGACCAUUCUCACCACUGGGUGUUCCUCGGUAACGGGGAACCCUUGCGCGCUCAGAGCGACCUCUCGCCUCAGACGGUGGAGAGUCCCAGCAACACUUUGGAUGGGGUACAGACGUGUUGUCACGGGGACCACCACAGCAGCGGCAGCUCCCAGACCAGCGUGCAAAGCCAGGUCCACGGCCGAGGGGACGGCAGCUCCGGCGGUUCCACCAAAGAGCACGGGGAAGAUGCAAGCUCGCCCACGUCUAAACGCAAGCGUGUCAAGUUCACCACUUUUACCCAUCCCGCAGAGGACUUACCCUACAACUCCAUCCCCAUUGCCAAUGAGGAGGACAUACAGUGGGUAUGCCAAGACAUGGGCUUCCAAGACCCAGAGGAACUGCACGACUACAUGCGCAGGAUAAAGGAAAUAGCCUGAUCUGGCGAGGCACUUUCUAAAGACGCUCCUUUCUAUUUUUCUCUCUUACUUUUCACUCUAGAGAAGGUACCUUUCACGAGAACAAGCAACCGAGGCCUAGUGUUUCGUCUGGGUUUUCUGCACAGUGCCGUUUCCUCUACACCUUGCCACACAAAAAUUCAUAACACUGUCUGGAAAGCCAAAAACGAUUCUAGGGGAUUGGUAAAUCUCAAGCAAAUACGGCUUUAGCAGUCCGGCUGCUGCUCAGUAGAAGGUUGAGUUUACAAUCUUUCGGGGAAACGGAUUUUCGGUUUUGAGCACUGAUAUCAAGAUGGAUUCUUUAAGUACUCGAUCGUUCUUGUAGUGGGAUAUGUGGGUCACCCUGCUGUGGACAGGAUCUUUUCUCAGAGGAAUGCUUGGCGUCUUGGCACUGUGUCCAUUAUUCUUCUCCUCUUUUUUUUUUUUACAGAUUCUUCUCCGACAAAGCGGCCUUUGAAGUGCAGAUUCUAAUUUUAGCCCAGAUUUGUGAUCAAGACGGAUGAUUUUCAUGCCACUGUUGAUAACACUUGGCCACAGAAACCGUCAUGAACGUUUACGAGAACAUGACAUGGAUUCCUGUCACUGUUGGAAAAUGGUUUUAGUACCCCCGCCCCACCUCGCUCAUCCUUUAUCUCCAUUCAAUCCGUUCAUACUGUACGUCUUCAGGGUUUCAUUUUCAUUCUCUCCUUCUCGGUUAAGUCAAAAGCCUUAUUAAAGGGAUUUCAAUAGUCAAAACCUUUCUCUGUUCUGACACUGUUUGCUCACAUUGGUAUGCUAAAUAAAUGUGUGUUAGGAGAGGUGGAAAGCAGGAGCUUGUACAUUGUGGAGUUAGAUAUCUUCUCCAACAUUCCUCAGCAUGAAUGGAGGCACAAAUUUGGUUUCGUUUAUCUUAUUUUAGUUUGUAUUGUGAGAAUUAUCUAAUCAUACAUUAAUGAUAUUAGAGGACAUAUCAUGUUAUCAUGCAUUUCAUGCAUGUGCCAGACCUGCCCUUCUGUGCCCGACCUCCUGUGUACAUACUUACGUUUAGAACAUACCGACUGCUAUAACUCUCAGUUAGUGUGUGGAAUAAAGGAGGCAGGCGCUCAGAUUUAGGGACUCAGAUACUUGAAUUCUGGAAGGUUUCUGUCUUUUUAAUGACCUCACCAUGAAUUCCCACCCAAGUGGUAAUAGAGUAACGUAAGGACAAUAUGCUAUGCAAACACACUGGAGGGGUUUAUUAUUGUGGUUAAAUAAAUCGGCCCCCAAAUAUCGCUAUAGCACCACAGUUACGUUCAAUAAGAUUUAUUGCUAGAAUUAUUGCAAAACCAGUUGUAACACCUGACACAGUGUCAUUUGCUGGUUUUGGGAUUUUUGUAACUUUUUAAAUACAAUCAAAUUGGCUUUACGUUUCAACUUGCUAUUCUAGUUUUUUUGUUUUUUACAUUACGCCAACUCAUAAAAAUAAGUUGCAAUUAUUUUGUUAAGCAAUUAUAAGUUACAGCAACUCAUCAAUUCCAUUGUACUUAAAAUCCGAGCCGGCAAGAAAAAAAUGUUUGUGUGCUGUUUGUUUUGUUCAUUUAAUCUCACAAAAUUUGUUUAAGCGAGCAAAUCUUUGAAAUGUUUUUUAGCACAGUAGAUCAGUACAGCCCAGAUAUAAAAUAAGUGUUUACUAGUGUAGAAAUGGUUAAGCUGGUAACAGAUUUUUUGUUGUAGUUAGGGCACAAUUCAAUGUAAUUCUAUGUGUAUUGCUGCUAACCUGUCAGGGGUUAGUUUCAGGGUGACAGUCCCUCCAGUUUGUUCAGGACGUCUCAAUUAAAAUACCUAUUUUCCCACUGUGCUUAUUGUAACAUUCAUGAUUUCUCAUUUUGAAUCCCUGUAAGCAGGAGGGAACGGCUGUAUUUUGUUUCUUUGUUUUUUAAUACGAUUCAUUUGAUUAGCCUGGAACCCCAGUUUAUUUAAAAAGGGGCCCUUUGCACUCGAAUUGUAAGUCACAAUGAACUUGAUAAGAACACACCCUCAUUCCUAUGAUUUAUAACCCCCGUUCACCUCUUGUCAAGGGAUCCGAAUGUGAUGAUGUCUAAACGUGUCGGAAGAGUUUUGAUUGACAGCUGGAGCGCAGUUGGCAGAACUUUUAGUUUGACCCACAUUUCAGAUCCGGUGGUUCCGAACUGAAUGUAAACUGUUUCAACUGUACCUUGACGAUCAAAACGAGCAUCCAAUGUAUAAUUAAGGUUUUCAAACGGCUCAGUAAGACUACUAGCGGAUCUCUGGUAGCAGCUCGUUUCAUUUGAGAAAUUAUUUUCCUAUUCACGUCAUUUGUAAGUAUCAGGACAUUGGAGUCUCAUGUUGUUUUUAUACUUUCAUCAGAUGAUGUAUCUAUGUAUAUGAAACAGCAGUUGCAAUAUAUGUGCUUUUAUUUAUUUUUUUCGAAGAGGAGCUGCUACUAGGCUUUGGCCUUGACCACAUGCUGUGUUGUGGUGUAGAGAUUCGAGCUGUACUUUAUGACCUGCUGAAGCACGGUACUAUCAGCCAUGUGCUGCCACACCCUUAAUGUACAGAGCACUGUUACAACUCCCUGUAUCCUCCCCAUAAAAAACAACUGUUGUAUUUCCCUCCUUAUAUGUAAGUACUAAAGAAAAAAAUAC